Molecule: messenger RNA, 2241 nt
Organism: Trachymyrmex septentrionalis
Lineage: Eukaryota; Metazoa; Arthropoda; Insecta; Hymenoptera; Formicidae
Product: nucleolar complex protein 2 homolog
Exons: 12
Biological process (GO): negative regulation of transcription by RNA polymerase II; ribosomal large subunit biogenesis
Cellular component (GO): Noc1p-Noc2p complex; nucleolus; nucleoplasm
Molecular function (GO): transcription corepressor activity; histone binding
Source: RefSeq, a predicted model, not a curated record
AUCAACAGACGACACUGUUGAUGAAGCGUCGAAAAAUUGAAUUGCAAAAUAAAUUUAUAAACAUAUAUUUAAUGUUUUUAUGUGAAUAAUUCAAUGCAGUAAAGAAUGCAGGUUAGUUGAACUAGUCAAAGAAGUUUACUUAUCUUAAAAAUGAAAAUGAAAAAAAUGAAACAGAAACUUGUUAAAUCAUCAGGAAAAAAGACAAUGGCAGUUAAUACAAAAAAGAAAACAAAUUUGAGCAAAUUAACUACGAAAGAAUUCUUUGAGCAAGAUUUUGAAAAUAAUGGAGAUAGUGAUAUACAUGAUAGUGAUGAAACAAGUAAAAACACAGAUGAAGAUGAUGAGCUUGAUAGUGAUAUUAAUAGGGAUAGCGAUCAUAGUGAGAGCAACUUGAAUCCUGCAGAACAUAAAAAAUUAUUAAUGAAAUUGCAAGAUACUGAUUUUUACAAAUAUAUUAAAGAAAAUGAUAAAAAUUCUUUGGACUUUGGAAUAUCAGAUGAUGAUGAUAAUUCUUCAGUAGACUUGGAUGAUGCAUACAUUUCUGAAGAAAAUUUAGAGGUUGCUAGCUACGAUAGUGAUCUUUCAUUAGAAGAAAUCGAAAGUAACUCUAAAAAAAUUACUAUGCAAUUAUUGAAAACUUGGCAACAAGAAAUACAAACUGAUAAAUCAAUUGAUACUAUUAAAUGUGUUAUAGAGGCUUUUCAUGCAGCUUUGAAUAAUGUCGCAGUAUCGUCAGAUACAACUACGCAAUAUAAAAUAGAAGGAAGUGCAACAUUUAACAGUGUGGUACAAUUAUGUAUAACACAUUUGCCUGAUGCAUUUAAACGUAUUUUGAAACUGGAUGCAGAAUCGCAGAAACCACAUAAAUCUAGAAAAUUUGAAAAAAUACAAAAUGUUUUGAAAUUGUACUUAUCAGAUCUGAUUAAAUUAUUGCAAAGUAUAGCAUUGUCCAAUAGUGCUAUUCUCACAGUGCUUCUAAAGCAUCUUCGUCAAAUGUUGCCUUACUUUCAAUCAUUCUCAUCUUCAAUUAAAUCAUUGUUAAAAAUCUUAUUAGAGCUGUGGUCAAGUGGAGAAGAAACUGUUCCUGUUAUAGCCUUUUUAAAUAUUUUGCAUAUUGCAACUAGCAAAGAAUUUAUACUUGAAGAAUUAUUAGAGACUAUGUAUGAGAAAUACGUUCAAACUAUGAAAUUUAUUUCACUCAAUAUAUUACCAGGAAUAAAUUUCAUGAGGCAAUCUUUACUCGAGAUUUAUCUGCUUGACCAUAAUAUUUCGUAUAGUCAUGCCUUUUUACAUAUUAGGCAAUUAGCGAUUGAUUUAAGAAACGCUGUAACAUUAAAGAACAAGAAAAAUCUUCAGGCUGUAUAUAAUUGGCAGUAUAUAAAUUCCUUGCGCUUUUGGACAGAAUUAAUAACCAAAUCAAAGGAUAAAUCAAUGUUACGAUCGCUGUUAUAUCCUUUAGUUCAGAUUAUUAUAGGAACAAUAAAAAUUAAUCCAACUGCGCAAUAUUAUCCAUUGCGAUUCUAUUGUUUAGAAAUGUUAAUAACUAUUUCUAAAGAAACCGGAACGUUCAUACCUAUUUUGCCAUUUCUUCUCGAGAUACUGGAGUCUUAUGAUUUUAAUAAAAGGCAUAAAACAGUUAUGAUGAAGAUGAAACCUAUAUCCUUUGAUUGCAUUUUGAAAGUAUCAAAAUCACAAUUUAUAGAAAAUGGCUUCACAGAUGGUAUUAUUGGAACUAUUUAUCAUCUUAUACUGGAGCAUGCGGCGAGUGAAAGUCAUAAAAUAUAUUUUCCAGAACUCUAUACACCUUAUAUAAUACAGUUAAAAGAAUUUCUGGAGAAAUGUCAUGUAGCAAUUUAUUGCAAGAAAAUGAAACUGCUUCUAAAUAUGAUUGAAGAAAAUAGAAAACACAUCGAGACCGAGCGUAGUAAAGCAACAAUAGAUUUAAAAAGUAUGGCAGAGAUUACAAAUUGGGAAAAUAGAAUGAAGACAGAUGGCACAGCAAUAGCCAAAUUCUAUUCUUCUUACGUUAAACUUCGUGAAACCCAAAAGCUUAAACUUCUUACGAAGAACGAAGAAGAAUUCAACAUAUCCGUUGGGAGAAAAUCAAUGAAACAUAAAUUAGAUGAGCAAAAUGAAGAAAAUAGCGAAGAAGAUGAGUUUAAAUUUCAGGUGAAAGAAACGGGAUCUGAAAUAAGAGCAAAUAAACAAUUGAAUAAGAAAAAAGCCAAUAAAAAGAAAAAA